AUGCACACGAACGAGCGCACGAAACAAACAAGCGAGGUAGAGCGUGCAAACACAAGCAGCUCUCGAAUCUUGGCUCACCCAGACUCGCCGUCGCCUCUUCGACACCUUCAACCCGCAUCGACCGCCGGACACGCCGUCGUCCCACGACAUUGCAAUCUUGCAACACACACUCGUCGAUACGAUCACCAUCAUCACACCUUGACCAAAAGCACUGCUGCCACAUUCGCCACUGUCGACUCGGCAUUCAUCCGACAGCGUUCACUCUGCCGCAAUCACCAGCUCGAUUCGGUCGUUCGUCACAUUCAUUGUCGUGUCUUUCCGAUUGCAUACCCCUGUCCUCUCCAGAAUCUCUUCGAAGCUCUUCGGAAGAGGUCCGAGUCACAUUGCAUAUCGUCCGACCCGGGCACCAGUCUUGACGCCCAGAGCAGCAGCAACGGCAGCAGUAGUAGUAUCACGUCAGGAUCGCAUCGCUGCCGACACGGGUGGACAGUACCACAGCGCACAAACACGUCGUACGCGCGUAUCUGCGAUUCUGUCAGACUGAUGCCAUCAGCCACCACCGCAACUCGCUCUGCCUGCCAACGUCUGUGA
Messenger RNA from Pseudozyma hubeiensis SY62, 591 nucleotides. RefSeq lists its product as hypothetical. The record is from RefSeq and is a predicted model, not a curated record. The transcript is spliced from 2 exons. NCBI's taxonomy places the organism in Eukaryota, Fungi, Basidiomycota, Ustilaginomycetes, Ustilaginales, Ustilaginaceae. The coding region runs from base 1 to 591 and encodes 196 amino acids.